Messenger RNA from Aureobasidium musti, 450 nucleotides. The record is from the annotation of a GenBank genome assembly. NCBI's taxonomy places the organism in Eukaryota, Fungi, Ascomycota, Dothideomycetes, Dothideales, Saccotheciaceae.
AUGCCUGCUGCACACAAGUCGUUCAUGGCUGGUGUCAAGUACGUAACAGGCACAACAAAACUUCGCAAAUUGCGUGGUUCGGAACAUGAAGAAUACCUCUGGACCAUCUUGCUGUGUUUCAUCUACCUCGCCUACACUUCCCAACCCGACACAGCGAGCCCUGGACUCAUCGGCAGAUGGAUGCAAUCACUAGUCGACGAAUAUGGUGAGCCCGAACUCACAGCCGGAGAUCCUGACGAAGAGACCGACGAAGAAGCAGCCGAGUACCUCGACCGCGUCAAGAAAGCUGCUAUGUUCUUGCCUGGAUCCCCAUGGACAAAUGCAGCGUGGACAGCAGACUUUGUCUUGGACUUUGGAAUGAGGAUAUCGAAAUCGCAGGGUACUUAUAUGGAUAUUGGUGAUGAAGAAAUUGGAGAAGAUCUGAGAUACGUUGUGUAUCUGCAUGUUUGA